CCCAUCGAAGGCGAGGAUAGGAGAAGGAAGCGGAAAUGGCUUCCUUGGAUCUCUCCUCCUUUUCUUACCACAAGUUUGUGGAGUUCGCGUUCCAGGAGGCCAAGCUUCGCGCCGACCUUAUUCCGUUUCCCUCCCACGUCUGUUUGCCCCUUUUCUUUCCUCAAUCAUUUUCCUGGAUUUUUAGAGCUUAUUAUUCACUGAGUAUCUAAUUAGUAGGCCGGCGGGUUGUAAUCUUUAGUAUUCUAUGCAAGGAACUGUUUUGCGCCUGAACACUUGACAUCCGGUGGUUUCCUCACUAAAAUGGAGCAUAUCUAGUGCUUUACUAAUUCUGGGAGCUGUGUAUUAAGGAAACAUUAUGUUUAACAACUCGUAGUAGUGCUCCUACUUGGCGACUGAACAUGUUUCUAAGUCCUUGACUUCUAGCUGAAGCUUCUGAGUUCUGCCUAUCCGUAGGGUGCGUGUGAGCUGGUGCCGACUUGCUCCUUUGGUUAUCUACAGGGAAUAUUGCUCAGGGAUUAAAAUAUUGGAUAAGGACUUGGUGUUAAGUUCUUCUACAAUGUGGCGCCUUCUGGAUUGGUUUCCUACCUAUCUGACUUCAUUUGAUAUGGAUUCUGAAUUAUCAGAAAGUUACCAUACAAAUUCAGGAGAAAUUUAAAUCAUUAAGGUCAAAAGACAACAAUAUUAUGCUCCAUACACUUUCUUUUCAUGCCCCUCCUAAAAUUAGACUUAUCAGAAGUUUGACAGUUGAAGGGAAUUCCGGUAUGCAGGUCCUUGAUUUUGCUGUGUUUCCUGAACCAGAAUUUGAUCUUCCUAUAUUUUGUGCCAAUUUUUUUGCUACUGCUAACUUGAGCAUUGUCGUUUUGGAUCUUAACCCACUUUAUGAUGUCACCAUUGAUACAGCUUACAAACAUAAAUACUAUAGAGAGUUACUACCACUUGGCCAGAAAUACUUUGAGCUUCUUCCAUGGGGAGGUAAUAUUACGAGUGAAUCUUUGAGAUUCUUCUCACCAAUUGUGAUAUGGUCAAGAUUCAGUUCCAGCCAAUUCAAGUAUGGUGUUCUGUAUUCUGCAUUCAUGGAAUAUUUUAAGGCAUGGCUUGUGUUGAUGGAACAAGCAGUAAAAGAAACAUCUGCCUUUCAGAUUUGUCGGAAUUGUGAUGCACAGCACAAAUAUCUUACAUGGAGAGCAGAAAAGGACCCAGGACAUCCGAUAUUGAAGAAAUUGGUAGGCGAAAAUCUUGCAAAGGAAUUGCUGCGAGACUUUCUAUUUCACGGAGUUGGUUCACUAGGUACAAAAACAUUCUUGGACUACUUUCCAGAAUACAAUUGUGCAGAUGGCACAGUGAAUCGAAAGCGCAGCGUGAUGGGGAAGUCUUAUGAGACCCGUCCAUGGGAUACGAACGGAGAAUUCAUUGGAAAUGGACCUGGAUAAUUUAAUUGUUAUCGUAUUGAGGUCGUUCUUGUAAGUGUGAUGUUGAUGAUGAUACUUGCUGCUCAAAUUUGGCAAUGUCGGUGCUAUGUUACCUUGCCUCGUAUCUUAGUCAUUGGCGGUCAGUUAUAAAUUGAUAUUGUGAUUUAUUUUCCUUUAUAUAAUCUAAAGACGGACGGUAAGGAGCAC
Zingiber officinale is the source of this 1616-nucleotide messenger RNA. RefSeq names its product phytochromobilin:ferredoxin oxidoreductase, chloroplastic-like. The coding region runs from base 684 to 1430 and encodes 248 amino acids. The record is from RefSeq and is a predicted model, not a curated record. The transcript is spliced from 9 exons. Gene Ontology annotation, molecular function: phytochromobilin:ferredoxin oxidoreductase activity; cobalt ion binding. Gene Ontology annotation, biological process: phytochromobilin biosynthetic process. NCBI's taxonomy places the organism in Eukaryota, Viridiplantae, Streptophyta, Magnoliopsida, Zingiberales, Zingiberaceae.